AUGUCCGGGAAAAUUCUGGAUUUACAAGGAAUUCGAGGAAUCGCAAUUUUGGCGGUGCUCGGUUUCCAUUUCUUUCCAAAAUGCUUUCCAAAUGGUUAUUUGGGCGUGGAUUUGUGAGUUUUUUGGGGGAUAAAAAUUAUGGUCCCCACCCCUAUUUUUUUGCAGAUUUUUCGUUUUAUCUGGAUUUCUAGUCUGUAUGCUGCUCACUGGCUCCGAAGCCGAAAACAUGACAAAAAUCGAGAUUUUCUGUGAUUUCUAUACGCGAAGAUUGCGUCGAAUCGUGCCCCUAUAUUUUCUAUUUAUCCUAACUUCUCUAAUUUCUCUCCACACAUUUUUUCCCAAAAUUGUUAUUGAAAGAAACGAAAAAUCAGCGAAACGCGCAAUAUUUUUCAUCUCAAAUCAACUAAAAUCAAAUGAGGAUAAUUAUUUCGAACAAAUGAAUUCGGCUUUCGAUAUUUUCACACACACUUGGUCGAUUUCUGUCGAAAUUCAAUUCUAUUUAUUGGCCCCAUUCAUAUUUCUGGUGAAUUUUGGAAAAUUGCCAAGAAAAUGUGUUUUUUCCGGAUUAUUGUUGAUGAGUUAUGGUUACAAUUUCAUGUAUUUACAAGAAGAUUUGGCUUUUUUCGAUAUUUUUGCGAGAUUUUGGCAAUUUUUUAUGGGAAUUUUGGUGUAUUUAUUUUGGCGAGAAAAACGAUCUCAAGAUGAUUAUGAUAUUCUGAUGGAUAAUGAAGAUUCUGAAGAAAAUGAGAAGAAGAACAAUUGGAUUUUCCAGACAGUUUUAGUGGUUUUAUUGAUUUUUGGUGUAUUUUUACCAAUUCCAAUUCAUGCGAAAUUUUUGAGGUGAGAAUUGUUUUUGGAAAUGCUUUUAGAAACAUUCUUAUGUAAGCUGGUUCCACGUGGCAAUAAAGAACAAUUUGAAAAAUGAACAUUUUCAAGAAAAAAAAUCCUCCCGAUUUUCAGUCAAAAAUUUUUUGAAAAAAUUAAAAUUUUCCAGGCCUAUUUUCACAUUUCUAACCGCUAUUAUAAUAUUUCUAUCAAAUUCCGAUCAAAAUUUCAUUCUCUCCAACAAAAUUCUCACAUUUUUCGGUGAUAUUUCCUAUUCUCUAUAUUUAUUUCACUGGCCAAUCUAUUCUUAUUGUAAUUUUUAUGGUGAAACUCCUGAUUUCAAUUAUUAUAUAAUUCUAUUUAUCUCUCUAUUUUUAUCGAUUUUAAUUGCUAUAAUUCUGCAUUUUUCUUUUGAAAAAUGGUAUCUCCAACAGAAAAACAUUAUUUUAAUAAGUCUAAUUAUAUUUUUUGUUAUCCCGAUUAUCGCAAUUUUAAAUCUCGAAAAAAUUCCAAGUAAAAUUUCGAAUCCCGUGGAAAUGAUGAAUAUUGAAUGGAGUUUGAAGGAUCAACAAAAUUUGAGAUAUUCUAAAUGCUUCAUUGAAACUGGUCAUUUGUUUGGAAAAUGUUAUCAUUCGGAUCUUAAUUCCGAUUCAAAUUCGACGAAAAAUGAGAAAAAAUUCAAAAUUAUGCUGUUUGGAAAUAGUUGGGCAGCUAAUCAUGCUGCAAUUGUUCAUGAGGAAUGUGGAGGAAAAGCGAGCGAGAUUUUGCAGAUUGCUGCGGCUGGUAAGAGAUUUUUAAAAAAAUUGAUGAACCUUUUUGAAUAAAAAUAUUUGUAAGUGUUUCAAAAGUCAAAUUUAGAAAAGACCUUCAUAGGAAAAAUUCUAAUUUCAAACCUUUAUAUUUUUUCUGUUCUAAAAAUCGGAGAAUUUUUGUUGUUCCAGAAAUUUUUAGUCCUAUUUUUCAGGCUGCGAACCUCUUGUGGAACUCGAAUGUUACGAUGGUUGCAAUAAAUUUUCGCUCGAAAUUCAAGAAAAUCUCAAAAAUUUCCGUCCCGAUUAUGCAUUUCACAUUGUACGGCCUUUUGGACUCACAGAAAAUUCCACGGAAAACUUGGAAAAUGAUCGAAUUUUCCAAUUUAUGCUCGAAAAAACACAAGAGAUUUCAAAAUUUGUGUCGAAAAAAUUGUACUUUUUGAAUUCGAUUCCGGAUGUAAAUACGAGAAAUAUCGCGAGAAUUGUGCAGUUUUUGGAGAGAAAUCAGACAGAUCAACUUGAUGUGAGUUUUAAAAAACAAAUUUGUUAAUUAAUUAAUUUUUUUUUUAUAGAAAAUCCUGAUAGAUUCUGAAAAUCACUAUGAAAUUGCUAGAAAUCGAAUCACCAAUUUGGUCGAAAAAUGUGGGGAAAAAUGUGAAAUUAUCGAUUAUUAUCCGCUUUUUUUCAAUGAGAAAACUGGAAAUUUCAGAUUUUAUGAUGAAAAUGGAUAUUCGUAUUUGACAGGCGGAAAUCAUUUGAGUCCAAAAGGAUUGGAAUUUAUUAGACCGGUUUGGAGAAAAUUGUGUGAGGGUAUUUGA
Messenger RNA from Caenorhabditis angaria, 2395 nucleotides. The record is from the annotation of a GenBank genome assembly. Lineage: Eukaryota; Metazoa; Nematoda; Chromadorea; Rhabditida; Rhabditidae.